UUAGGCUUUGGCCCUGGGAGCAGAGGAUUCUGGGGGCUGAGAGUGGCAAUGGUAUCUGUGUGAUCUGCGGAGGUGGUCAGACCUCGGCUAAGAGCAUAAAAGAUGACAACAGCAGCCAGGCCGACUUUUGAACCUGCAAGAGGUGGAAGAGGAAAAGGAGAAGGUGAUCUGAGCCAACUCUCAAAGCAGUAUUCAAGCAGRGAUCUUCCCUCUCAUACAAAGAUAAAAUACAGACAAACUACUCAGGAUGCCCCUGAAGAGGUUCGUAACCGGGACUUCAGGAGGGAGUUGGAAGAAAGAGAGAGAGCUGCUGCACGAGAAAAAAAUAGAGAUCGUCCAACCCGAGAACAUACAACCUCCUCUUCAGUGUCAAAGAAGCCUCGGCUAGAUCAGAUUCCUGCUGCCAACCUUGAUGCGGAUGAUCCUCUAACAGAUGAGGAAGAUGAAGAUUUUGAAGAGGAGAGUGAUGAUGAUGAUACUGCAGCUCUCCUUGCAGAACUAGAAAAAAUUAAAAAAGAACGAGCAGAAGAGCAGGCCAGGAAGGAACAAGAACAAAAAGCUGAAGAAGAGAGAAUUCGUAUGGAGAACAUUCUGAGUGGAAACCCUCUUCUUAAUCUCACUGGCCCUUCCCAGCCUCAGGCCAACUUCAAAGUUAAAAGAAGGUGGGAUGACGAUGUUGUGUUCAAGAACUGCGCAAAAGGUGUAGAUGAUCAAAAGAAAGACAAAAGAUUUGUAAACGAUACACUGCGAUCUGAAUUUCACAAAAAAUUCAUGGAGAAAUAUAUUAAGUAGUACAGUUUUAUGUGCUUAAUUAAAGACUGUAAAAUGUUAAGGAUCAUUUUGAUGUUUUUUUUUUUUUUCCUUUUCCGCCGUCUAAAUGGUAUAUAAUAGACUUCCCUAAUUUUAAGUUCCAAAGUACCUUUUUCUUUAUUGAGACCUUAUUGAUAAUGGACUUGGGAAUAGGUUUAACUCCGUUUCUAUUCUCUGAAUGUUUUCAAUCAUGUUUUUUUUUUUUUAAUAUGGGAAAAAAGAACCUGCUUGUAAUAAAUGAUUUUAAUCUAAAUAA
Urocitellus parryii (Arctic ground squirrel) is the source of this 1066-nucleotide messenger RNA. RefSeq names its product CWC15 spliceosome associated protein (gene Cwc15). NCBI's taxonomy places the organism in Eukaryota, Metazoa, Chordata, Mammalia, Rodentia, Sciuridae. Gene Ontology annotation, cellular component: catalytic step 2 spliceosome. Gene Ontology annotation, molecular function: RNA binding. Gene Ontology annotation, biological process: mRNA cis splicing, via spliceosome. The record is from RefSeq and is a predicted model, not a curated record.